AUCAACCCACCAGCUGAAAAUAUCUCUCGCACUAACUCGCCAAAAAAUCUGUGAAAUAACCAAAAUUCGAAGAAAAUUAGCAAAAAAUUGAAUUUAUUUUCUUGAUUUUUACCGCAAAACGAUAAAAAGUGCAUGGAAAUUGUGUUAGUUUUGCCGCAAACGAUGCAAAUGUGUUUGGGAUUUUCUCAUUUGUUUAAUGGAGGACUCGAGGAAAAAUAAUCAAUAAAUUGUAAUAAAUAAACAAAAGGGUCUUUUUGUUGUAUGGUACAUAUAUGUACUACAUAUGCAACUAAAAUUGUUUGCACAAGAAAGUUAAACAUAUUAUGGAAAUUGAAAACUUGGCGUCGUUUUAAAAAAUAAAAAUAAAAAAUUACAGAUUUAGCGGUUUUAGUGCAGAAAAAAGAUAUUUUUAUACAAAAAAGCCCCGAAAUGGCUGAAACAGACCCAUCUCAACAGUAUUGCGUACGAUGGAACUCCCAUUUGUGCAGUUUGAGUACGGCAUUCCCGCAGUUGUUGGACCAAGAGAAGUUUGUCGAUGUAACCUUAGCUUGCGAAGGGCAACAAGUGCAUUGUCAUAAAGUAGUUCUUGCUGCCUGUUCUCAAUAUUUCGACAACUUACUCAGUGAAAACCCGUGUAAACAUCCCAUUAUAAUUCUUCCGAGUGAUAUCAAGCUGUGGACCAUUCAGGCACUCGUCGAGUUCAUGUACAAGGGUCAAGUGAAUGUUUCGCAAGCUGGUUUGCCGGAUUUAGUCAAAAGCGGCGAUUUGCUGCAAAUUCGGGGGCUUUGCAACACCGACAUUGGCUUGUCUGUGGAAAAUGGCUCGGAAGUUAGUAAAGUGCCAACGAAUGCGACAACAACAUCUCCCGCCGCUUCAGUGAGAAAAGAAUCGGAACGAGUCUCAGAAGAUCAAGAAUCGACGAUUAAGACAGAAACUUACGAUUUGGAGGAUGAAGAAGUCACGGAUGAUCCCAAAAAUCCAGAUUACGCAAUGGCAAACGUGACAGUUGAAUACGACGACGAACGCCGCGCUGACUCAAUGAACGACGGAACAAUGGAUGGUUACGAUGGCAUGGAAUCCGGAAGUCGACGAAUCCGACGUCCCGAAGCAACGUUGCAAGAAGCUGCUCAGUGCGUUUCUCGCGGCGAAACAUUCCAACGCGUCAGUACAAUGUUUGGCAUUCCCAUUUCGACAAUUCGUUUCUACAUGGCACGCAAAGGCAUCCUUCCGCGACGCAAACGAGGCAGAACAACAAUUACUCCCGCAACACCCGGAAAUGGCAUCAGCUCGGCAUAUCUCGAAAUGGCAACUGGAAACAUGCAAUCGUCGCCCCAAAAUGCGGAAAACAACAGUCAAAGUCCCGAUUUUAACAAUUCGCAACGUAGUUUAUCGACAAGUCCGCCGCUCGAACCGCCAUAUCACUUUGCGAACUUCAAAUUGCCCGAAUUGAGGCCGAAAUUGGUUUAAAAAUACCGCGAAAUUACCUCAUCACGUCCUGUAAAUACAGUACAAAAACAAGAGUUGAUACAAAAAAAAAAGACUUGAGAGACUCAGGCUUACAUUUUUAAGAGUUUGCUUUGAAGUUUUCUGUUCCCAAAAUCACAAUCCCGUGUGCAAUGUUUAAUUUUUAGUUCAGAAAAAAUCUGAAAAUCACAAAAAAAAAUUAUUUUUCGACACAAAAUUUUCAAGGAAAAAAUAUUUUUGAUAAAUAUCAAGGAAAAAAUGAAAAUGUUAGAAUUAAAACGUGUGUAAAUGUUAAGAAUUAAUGCUUUAAAUGUCGAAUUUGUUGUUUUUCUAUACAAAAAAAAGUCAUAGAUAUAAAAAAAGAUGUAAAUAAAAAUAAAACGAACCAAA
Messenger RNA from Culicoides brevitarsis, 1854 nucleotides. RefSeq names its product protein abrupt-like. The record is from RefSeq and is a predicted model, not a curated record. Gene Ontology annotation, molecular function: DNA binding; protein binding. Gene Ontology annotation, biological process: regulation of transcription by RNA polymerase II. The transcript has 3 exons. The coding region runs from base 430 to 1467 and encodes 345 amino acids. Gene Ontology annotation, cellular component: nucleus. NCBI's taxonomy places the organism in Eukaryota, Metazoa, Arthropoda, Insecta, Diptera, Ceratopogonidae.